This is a messenger RNA of Platichthys flesus (European flounder), 4497 nucleotides long. It is a transcript of the gene bmp1a, whose product is annotated as bone morphogenetic protein 1a. The transcript has 20 exons. Gene Ontology annotation, biological process: proteolysis. Gene Ontology annotation, molecular function: zinc ion binding; serine-type endopeptidase activity; calcium ion binding. The record is from RefSeq and is a predicted model, not a curated record. Bases 213 to 3161 code for a protein of 982 amino acids. NCBI's taxonomy places the organism in Eukaryota, Metazoa, Chordata, Actinopteri, Pleuronectiformes, Pleuronectidae.
CCAAGAGCCGAGAGGACACCGGAGAGAGGCUGGAAUUAAAACCCGCCCUCCGGAGGGAUCUCAUUUCCCCCCAAAACCUCCCAUUUUUUCUCUCUCUCUCUUCCCUCUCUUCCUCUCUCUCUCUUUCCCUCUCUCUGUCUCUCUCUCUCUCUCGCCCCUCUCUCCUCCUUCACCUUUAUCCCUCGCUUUCCGCCGUCUCCCCCACCACAAUCAUGGAUCUCGCGGCGAGAUGUUUGCUCCUGCUCUCCUGGCUCGGCUGCGCGAUAUCGGCGAUCGAUUUGGACGCGAUCGAUCCGGGUUACUACGUGGAGCCCGCUGCCACAUCAGAGCCGAUCGACUACAAGGAUCCCUGUAAAGCCGUUGCCUUUCUGGGAGACAUCGCUCUGGACGAGGAGGACAUGCGGAUGUUUAAAGUGGACAGGAUAAUAGAUUUGGCUCAGAGAACUGUCCAGACUGUCAAUCACACAGAAACAGGAUUGACCAAUCAGAACAGCCAAAAUAGACAUGGCUCACAUCGCAGGAAAAGGGCGGCCACUUCCAGACCGGAGCGCGUCUGGCCUGAAGGUGUUAUUCCCUAUGUCAUCAGUGGUAACUUCAGUGGCAGCCAGCGGGCUAUAUUCCGCCAAGCCAUGCGGCACUGGGAGAAGCACACCUGUGUGACCUUUGUAGAGCGGACGCAGGAGGAGAGCUAUAUUGUCUUCACCUACCGACCAUGUGGGUGCUGCUCCUAUGUGGGUCGCCGGGGAGGGGGCCCCCAAGCCAUAUCCAUCGGGAAAAACUGUGACAAGUUUGGCAUUGUGGUGCACGAGCUGGGUCACGUGAUUGGCUUCUGGCACGAACACACGCGGCCCGACCGAGACGAACACGUCAGCAUUAUCAGGGACAACAUUCAGCCAGGACAGGAGUAUAACUUCUUGAAGAUGGAACCAGGGGAGGUGGACUCACUGGGAGAAGUCUAUGACUUUGACAGUAUCAUGCACUAUGCCAGGAAUACAUUCUCCAGAGGCAUCUUCCUGGACACCAUCCUGCCGCGCUACGAUGUGAACGGCGUGCGGCCGCCCAUUGGCCAGAGGACCAGACUGAGCAAAGGGGAUAUCAUACAGGCACGCAAACUCUACAAAUGCUCCAGAUGUGGGGACAGUCUGCAGGACAGCAGCGGGAACUUCUCCUCUCCUGGCUUCCCCAACGGAUACUCGGCCUACAUGCACUGCAUCUGGAGAAUAUCAGUCACGCCGGGGGAAAAGAUCAUUCUGAACUUCACUUCCAUGGACCUGUACAGGAGUCACCUGUGCUGGUACGACCACGUGGAGAUCCGAGAUGGAUACUGGAGGAAGGCGCCACUCAAAGGUCGUUUCUGUGGCGAUAAGUUGCCCGAGCCCAUCAUCUCCACCGACAGCCGCCUGUGGAUCGAGUUCCGCAGCAGCAGUAACUGGGUGGGAAAAGGUUUCUCCGCCGUCUAUGAGGCCAUCUGUGGUGGGGAGGUGAAGAAGGACAACGGCCAGAUCCAGUCCCCCAACUACCCUGACGACUACAGGCCCAACAAAGUGUGCGUGUGGAAGAUUUCUGUAGCUCAGGGCUACCACGUGGGCCUCACUUUCCAGUCGUUUGAAAUUGAGAGACACGACAGUUGUGCCUAUGACUACCUGGAGGUGCGUGAUGGCAACUCUGAGAACGGCCCUUUGCUGGGCCGCUUCUGUGGCUACGACAAGCCAGAUGACAUCAAAACCAGCUCCAACCACCUGUGGAUGAAAUUUGUUUCAGAUGGCUCGGUCAACAAGGCCGGCUUCGCUGCCAACUUCUUCAAAGAGAUGGAUGAGUGCUCCAAACCGGACAACGGUCGCUGUGAGCAACGCUGUGUCAACACACUAGGCAGCUACAAGUGCGCCUGUGACCCGGGCUAUGAGCUGGCGGCUGACAAGCGCAGCUGCGAGGCUGCCUGUGGAGGCUUCAUCACCAAGCUGAAUGGGUCAAUCACCAGCCCAGGCUGGCCCAGAGAGUACCCUCCAAACAAGAACUGCAUCUGGCAGCUGGUCGCCCCCACGCAGUACCGCAUCACUCUGCUCUUUGACGUCUUUGAGACUGAGGGCAAUGACGUGAGCACUGGGGUUAUUUUGAAUCGACACGGGGUUUGUAAGUACGACUACGUGGAGGUGCGCAGCGGGCUCUCAGCAGACUCCAGGCUACAUGGGAAGUUCUGCGGGGCCGAGAAGCCAGAAGCCAUUACCUCUCAGUAUAACAACAUGAGAAUUGAGUUCAAAUCCGACAAUACCGUGUCUAAGAAGGGCUUUAAAGCACAAUUCUUCUCAGACAAAGACGAGUGCUCCAAGGAGAACGGCGGCUGUCAACACGAGUGUGUCAACACUUUCGGGAGCUACAGCUGUCAGUGCAGGAGCGGCUUUGUGCUGCACGAGAACAAGCACGACUGUAAAGAAGCUGGCUGUGACCACACGGUGAACAGUGUGAGUGGUAUCAUCACCAGCCCCAAUUGGCCGGAUAAAUACCCCAGCAAGAAGGCGUGCACCUGGGCCCUCACCACCACUCAAGGCCACCGCAUCAAAAUCACUUUCAAUGAGAUCGACCUGGAGGCCCACUUGGAGUGUACUUACGACCACAUUGAGAUUUACGAUGGCCGCGACGGAAAAGCCCCAAGUCUGGGUCGUUACUGUGGCACAAAGAAGCCGCAGCCCAUCAUGUCUAGUGGCAACAAGCUGUUCAUUCGCUUUUUCUCGGAUAAUUCAGUGCAGAAGAAAGGAUUUGAGGCUUCGCACACUGCAGAGUGUGGUGGUCACCUCAAGGCAGAGGUGAAGACCAAGGACCUGUUCUCCCAUGCCCAGUUUGGGGACAACAACUACCCCGGAGCCUCCGACUGCGAGUGGGUGAUCUCGGCGGAGAAAGGCUACGGCGUGGAGCUCAUCUUCCAGACCUUCGAGAUUGAGGAGGAGGCAGACUGUGGCUAUGACUACAUGGAGCUGUUCGACGGAGAUGACACCAAGUCUCCACGGCUGGGGCGUUACUGUGGCUCAGGGCCUCCAGAGGAGAUCUACUCAGCCGGUGACUCCAUUGUGAUCAAGUUCCGUUCUGACGACACAAUCAACAAAAAAGGAUUCCACGUCCGCUACACCAGCACCAAGUUUCAGGACACACUUCACUCGCGCAAGUGACAAGCGGUGGCCGGAAGGGGCCGCGCAGGGCCAAGGGGCAAGCGGAGGGGCCCCCAGGGGAGGCGCCAGCCUGACGCUCGGAACCCUUCGGCCACCAAGAUGAAUCAGACACGACAGAACAGCCGCAAGACCACCAACCGCACCUCAGCUCCUAGGGGCUCUAGCUCCCCCCACAGACUGUGAGGAGUAAAGCCAUUCUGCAGUACACCUUGUUUCUACCUUUUUAUGGUUAGGAUUGGGGUGGGAGGGUGGACGUCCACUUUAGGCGGACAUUGGGGGAAAAUGUAUUGACCCAGUUCCCUCCAUAUAAUUUUUUUCAUUUGUUUCUUCUUUUUUUUUUUUUUUUUUUAACAUGCCUCCUAAUGAGAGGCACACAAGGAAAACAGUGGAUUCUCAGGACCUGCAGGACGGCAGGCAUCAGCUGGGCAGAUCCCUGCUUUUGUCGUGCCGACCACCACAUCCAGGGGGGGAGGAGAAGGGAGAGGAGGGAGGGAGUCAGGGAUCUCCUGCGCUCCUCUGUAAUUCUCCUCCUCUCCUCACUCUCUAAUCCCUUCGGUUCAAGGAUUCCUGUCUCUAAAAGGAUUAGAAAGACUUGACUUGAGAUUUUGAUACUGUAUGUCGGUCAAUUGCAUGUAAUUACAAGCAGCGAAGGAAAAAUUGUACAGCGGCAACACCAGCAUUUGUAAUUGGCAUUGUCCUGGCAUGCAGUGGCAAGAUUCUCGUUGUUACCAUUAACAAGGAAAUUAAGGAAGCAGUUAUAUUAUUAAAGGACUAAUAAAAGAAAUGUGGUCCAUGUCUUCUGGUUGGUAAUUGCUCACUUGACGACUGGCUAUUACUGUACCUCUAUGUAUAAAGUCAUGUGUAUAAUCUUUCAAAGGGAACAUGUGCUUUUCUCAGCUCGAACCAGUUAGCACUUUACAGAGAAUUGUUCCAAAAUCAUGAGCUUAUGAAUUUUUGUGAAAUGCAAUGCCAGUUCACUUAUUUUUAAAAUGCAUUUUAUCUCUCUUAUUCUUAAUUGUUUUUUUUAAUUGCUCCAUUUAGUUCCUCAGGCAUACUUGAACAUUGUGUGUGCCCUGCAACAUGGGGUAAUAAAGAUAUGACUAAAUGUUUCAGUGUUGAUUUACAGGUCUGAUGUAAAAUAAUCUCUCUCCAGAGGAAAUGCCUUUUUCUUGGUACAAUGAAGUAUUUCUCAAGAACCAAAUGAGCCUGGCUAUUUAUUGUUAUAGUAAUUACAUGUAUGAUGUAAAGGUGGAAAGGUACUGUUGACAUUAGCCCUAAAAUUGCCUUCUCAUGUAUAGCCAUUGGUCUAUGUUGAAUAUACUAUGUUGCUCACUCA